UAAAUAGCCCUCCCCAAUCGCCUGUUAUGAACCGCAAUGAGAUCCUGUGCUGUAUUUUAUCUCCUCCUCUGGCCACACGAAAAUGGCCACGCAAUGCAUUCCCGCACUUCUAUAUGUCACAGCCUGUAACCCCGCACACACGCUGCUGCAGCCCCGUCAUCCGGACACGUUAACAGCUUGUGUGAGCACAAUCUGAGCCAUUAUGACUGGAAGGGAGCGAUGUAACUUUCCCGAAAGAAGUGGGCAAAAACAAGAGCCUCUGUAGUGUAACCAUAGGAGUGUAACCAGUCCGCCACCUAGCUGCGGAGACGCGCCGAUCGGUCGACUGUAUGAUUAUGAAAACACCCGCGCCAAUGUUGUUGCACAGUCGGCUCCGAGCUCCGAUGAGCCUUAAACUCGGUUUUAGGAGGUGUUUUAACCUCUGCUUGUCUUCGUUAUGUAAUCAAAGCAACAUCUAAUGCGCCAGAAACCUCCGGAUUGCUGAAGGGGGGAGCAGGACAGCAACACCUUAACCUCAUGCCGAAACGCAGUUGGCUCCGGGACGCGCUCUCGGUUCAAGCUUAAAGGACCAGAGAAAGACAUUCCUUCGCUGGAUAAAAAGCCCAACUGGACUUGGACUAUAUCAGGAUAUUAUUUUGGGAACCUAAACCUACAUUUGGCUCUUUGCUCUUGAGCCCAAUAACCCCAGCGGGAUAAUUUAAAAGUGUUAAACUGGGAACCCCACAGCAUCCUGCCUCCCCCCCCCUGACUUCUCUGAUGGACCAGAGAGUGAAGGGGGGAACCCCUCCAACCACAAACUCCACUGUGGACCCCACCUCUGCAUCUGAAGACUCUGAAGUUUCAGAGAAAAAGCGAUGGGGUGAGGGUGAUGCAGAUGUUGGGCAGAAGGAGGAGGAGAAGAGAGGAUCAGGGAAAAAGAGAGAAGGGGACAAGGGGGCAGUUCUGGAGCUGCUGAUCGAGGGCCGCUGUGGAAGCACAGGGCAACAACAGCUUCAGAUCUCCGGCAGAGAGACCAGCUGCCCCGAGGGAAAUGUACGACUCCGCAUUGGGCUCCAGGCCAAACGCACCAAGAAACCGCCGAAGAUCUUGGAAAGCUACGUCUGCAAGCCCACCAUAAGGACCUAUCAGAGGCAAGCCAGGGGGGGACUGCUAAAGGGAGAUGGAGAAGGGGGACAGCAAAACAAAAACAGCUCUACUCCAGUCGAGGCAACCAGAGAUCAACGCUCAGCCUUGGAUGCUGUCCAGACCACGUUCAAACAAAAUGCAUCUGCUGCUUCACCACCACUUGCAUCAUCAUCAUCAUCAUUAUCAUCGUCACCACAGCCAGCGUCUACCACAGCUUCCAAGGCAACCUCGGUCCCUGCCAUAAUCAGCCAAGGAACCAAGUCUGCCAAACAGGUUCCUGUCAAACUGGCUGAUAAGACAGAGGUGAACUCAAAUGGUUCAUCUGAGAGAGUGAAGAAAGACAAGCUUCCUAAUACCAACGGGCAGACUGUCAAUGCAGGACAGAAACCCUGCUCGCCUACAAUAGACCAGACGGUUUCCUCCACUCCUUCCACCGCAGGCAUCCAAGUCCCGUCUGUACCGGAAACCAGGAAUGAAGGAAAGACCUCCAAGAUACAUAAUGGUUUGGUUCAGACAACAAAACAGAAGGGGCUAUCUAACGGGAAAAGCUCUGCUGGCAUCCUUGGCACUUCCACCUCGUCAAAAAGCAAAGUUGGAAAACAGAGUAGUUCUUCCUCUGUUCCCUCCAUGGACUCUUCGGCAAAACCUCCAGUCUCUAUCAGCGCCAAUAAAGAACUCAGCCUGUCCAACAAGAGUAGGCCAGACUCUCCUUCCUCCUCUUCAGCCACCCCUAAACCACAGUCCUCCCCCUCUGUGGAUAUCUCCUCUGCCCAAUCCAAAGAUCAGGACCCCCCUCUAGAGAAAAAGAGAGACAAAGAGAGGAAAGCAAAGAAAGAGAAACGGAAAGACAAGAAAUCUAAACGAGAUAAAUUGGAGGCUGAAACCGCAAAGAGUGAGAUCAGAAAGGAUGAAGGCAAGAAGAAGAAAAAGGAGAAAGGGAAGGAUAAAGGGAAAUCAAGGCACAGUAAAGAAAAGGAUGAAAGACAUAAGACUGAAGAUAUUUUGAGGGAUGAGUUAAACAUUGAAAAAGGAAAGGCUGACAAAAAAAGGGAUAGGCUUAGCCCAGACAGACAACAAACAGAAGAUAAUACAUUUGGAGAAUCAGUUGAUAGUGGUAUACUAGAUAAAACAUGUAAAAUAGUCAAUCCAGGCAGACCAGAUGAGAGAGAAAAGACGGAUGACGGUUGCAAGCCAGUUAAGCAAGCAGAGCCAGCAACAGGUGACACCAGUAAAUCAAAAGAACAAGAUGUCUCAAGGCAUUCAAAUGUGCCUCCAAGCCACCCCUCUUCUUCUGCUCCGCCCUCUUUACCCACUCCCUCUGCCCGUGCCCCUGUUUCUCCCCCUCGCUCCCCCCAAGAGCAGGACAGCCGUCCGCUCAAAAAACGUAAAGCCAGGCGGCCCAGCUGGACCAAGCUUGUGCAACGGGCUCAGAGGGCAGAAAAUCAGGAAGCCCCGUCAGAUUUCCAACAUAAUCCUCUACACAGCUUUCCCCAAAACCCCAAGUCCCCCCUUCCUGCCAAGGCCACCGUUCAGCAGACUGAUGACUCCCGACCAUCUCCGUCUAGCUCUUUAACAAGCAGCUGCCCCCCACUCUCUUCUGCAACCAAACCCUCAUCCCCAAAGCAGAGUUACCCCACAUCAGACCAUAGCCACCAUGCUUCCAGAUGCCAAAUAACCCCUGCCCGAAAAAGAGGCCGCCCUAAAACCCCGAGCUCUAGCUUAGAUGAACCUCCCCCUAAACGUUCACCCAAUGCUGUCCCUACUGAUGUGCCUCUUCUGGGGUGUGACGCAGUUCAGAAAGCCCCUGUGCUAGAGCCAAGUCCCAAACUGCAGUGUGCCACUCAGUCUAAAUCCAGCCCCAAGAAGCGUGGCCGUCCUCCCAAACAACCACUCCCAGUGGACCAGAGCGGAGACGUACUGAAUCGCAGGAACAACACUUUUCAUCCUUCUGAACAGGGGAACAGGCAGCUUAAGAUCAGGAGGCUGAUUAAUGAGAUGAAGAAAAGAAAAAAGAAGAGGCUUCACAAAGUAAUGCUUUCUGGGUAUGUGGGAAAGGAGGGAAGGGCAGGCCAGGCAGCAAAUGGCGAGACGUCUCUGGGAAUUUGUAAAUCGAUAGAGGCUACAACAGUGAACACACUCUCAGCCCUGUCAUCCUCCUUUGGGAGCAAGCUGGGCCCUCAGAUCAAUGUGAGCAAGAGAGGGACCAUCUACAUGGGCAAGAGGCGGGGACGCAAGCCUAAGGCCCAAACAUCUUACCUUAAUUCCAAGAACGCCACUCAAUCAUCCCUGUUUACCACAUCCUCUGAAUCAAGUCUCUUCUCCUCUAACCAACCCCAGCCCCCUUCCUCUCAUCCAUUUCCCUCCCCAUCUCUCACACACUCCAGUGGGGCCCAAAGCCCUUAUAGUGAAGGAAGCCUCACAGAACCAACAUCCUCCCUACUUUUUCCUCACUCCUUCUCCCUUCCUUCCCCAUCGUCCUCCUGUACCUCCCCACGCCCUCCCUCCUCCUCAUCCCUCUCUCCCUUUGUGAAGAAGAGUUGUCCAUGUCAGGGAAGGCAUCACUUCCCCUUUCACCAGUCGUCAUGUAAGCUCUCCUGUCCCACCCUCGCUCUGCACCACACACCUGGUUCUCCCAGCCACCUAAAAGAGGCCACCCCCUCCCCCAGGAGUGAGUCGCACAGUGAGGAGACGCUGCCCAGCGACAGUGGGAUAGGAACAGAUAACAACAGUGUUUCUGAGCGAGCAGAGAAGAGGGGAGUUCGAGGCAUGUUCAGGUUGGGCCAGGGGUCAGGAGUUAUUCUUGGGGGACAAAAGCACCUCUCCUCUCUUGUGGAUCGCCCCUCUCCUGUCUCUUCCCCCCUCUCUCUCAUGCCAAGACACACAAGCCCCAUCAGCAACUCCUCUACUCUGGAGCGGCACAGAGACAAACACAGGCACAGACGGAGGGAUUACGACUGUUCCUCGGCCUAUAGUUGCUUGUGCCCCUGCCCAGGACACAACAAGUGCACUCAUUCUGACUUUUACCCUUGCCUUGGGCACAAUGCACUGAAGAGGCAGAAAAAUAAACAUAAGAAGAAGCACCAGCAGCUGCACAUGCAGGAUCCAGAGUUCAUGGCCGAGUUAGAAGAUCUGAUCGGUCAGUUCAGCGAGGUCCAUAUCGGGCGGCGUAGUUGGGCGCGGACGGGCCUGGGACAGGGCUUUGAUGGGAGUGGUAAUGCUCCUGGAGGACGGCGUCACCACUCCCCCUCAAAUUCUCUCCGCUCCAACAUCUUCAGGAUAAAUCUGAAUGGCUUUUACUCGCCUCACACUUCAUCUUACGCUGGUAAUCCUUCCUUUUCACCCCAGCCUUUCUACCCCUGCCAGCCUCUGCAUUGCAACAGGAAGCAAGACCGCAGGCAAUGUGGUUGCCCUUCAAAGUUCCAGGACACCAUCGAUAAUAUGGGCUUUUAUAGCGGCUAUCCCCCAGCCACAACACUCUACCACCACCUCCCCAGCUCUUAUCAGCUUCCCUCUCCACACCAGUAUUCCCCCCAUCAGUCCCAUCAUGCCCACUUCCUCCUCAACCCUGCCAGGUUCCACAGGCGGAGGAGCAGGUUGCUGAGGGAAGGAGCUUUAGGAGGAGAGGCUGAGGGAGAUAUGGGGGGAGGUAGUGGAGGAGGCCCACACCUUAGCUCAGGGUUCACCUCCAGUCUCUCCUGUGGCUGUGGGAGGAGCGAACACAAACACAAACAUAAACAUCGGCACAGGCACUGCGAGAGAGACAUGGAUGACGAGGAGGAGUUGCCCGAGGAUGAGGAGGAAGAUAGGAGGGAGAGGGAAGUGUUGCUCAAUUCAAAGUCAAGGUCAGGGUUCAUUUUAGGUCAAGGAGAAGGAGGAAGGAAAGGGGCGAGAGGAAUGGGGUCCACUGCUGCUUCAACAUCAUCAUCAUCCUCAGCAGAAAGGUACAAACACACAUCUCUCACCUCACUGGGGUUGGGCUCCUCUCACCUAUCUUCAUUUGGAGGAAGCUGGGGGGGCCUGGGCCAGAGUUGGAAGAAAUUUGGGGGGCUGGGAGGGACAGGAUUUGGAAAUUCAUCCCCCAGCUGGAAAGGCUUCUCCGCGGAGUUCAAUACAGGCAGACUGAUUGCAUCGGAUGGAGAAGAAGAAGACGGUGAGGACGAGUCAAACCUGUACAGGACAUCCCCGUCUCCAACACACACCAACCUGUUCACAUCAGCUGCCGUGACAACAGGGGGGAGGGGUCUGAACAGCGGAUUGGCCGGUAGGAAUCCAGGAAGUGGAGACAGGUCGUGGAGGAGGGAGGAGCCAGCAUGGACAGAGAGGAGAGGAACAGGUUUACAAGGUGACUCAAGAAGCCGCGGGCAGCAGAAAAAUGUGCCAACGCUCGACAGUGUGGCAGGAGGAAAAAAGAGAAGGCCAGGACGGCCCAGAAAGAACCCACUGCCCUCUGCUGUAUCCCCCCCCACACACUCAUCUGCAGCUCCCUUCGUGUCAUCAAAUGAUCAGUUGCCAGGACAUAACAGAGAUAGUAGAGAAGCAAUAGGGAGUAAAGAAGGGCCAGUGAGAGAACGAGGAGGUGACACCAUCCAGCAGGUGACUGAAGUGGAGCUGCAGGCCAGGAGGAAGAAGCGACAGAAGAGAAAACAUGGUGACUCUCCCUGUCAACAGAGUGUCGCUGAGGAUAAACCUGAGUGUGACACCCUACCUGAAUGUUUCAGCCAUUCAGAUCUCGACCAGGCUCCAUCUUCACCGGAAACCAUCCUAAGAGAGGAGAGCGAAGAUGAGCCUCCCGGGAAGACGUUUCUGAGGGCGGGUCUUUACUCUGAUGAUUACAAAACUAUAGACCCGCCCUCCCAAGCCCAGCAGUCGUGCACAGAGAGCAUGGAAGACACUUCAGGGGAUGAGCGUGAAUACAGCCUUUUACCUGCUCCCAUAAAUGUUGGGAAGUACCUAAGGCUGAAGCGGAUGAAUUUCCAGUUACCCUAUGAUGUGAUGUGGCUGUGGCAGAACAAUCAGCUUCACAGUCAGCCUGCUGUUCCCCUGAAGAGGAAGCGGCGUUACUGUGAGUUGCUAGUUUUGGAUGUGUUAUCUUCAGGUUUAGUAAAUGCAUCAGAUACAUUCUCUCAUACUGCAACUGACUGUGUUACUGUCUCUCUUUGUCACUCAGGCCAGCUGAAGAUGAGGAGUUUAUCCUCUCAUCAGACAGCGGAGAGCUCUAGUGAAACUGCUGGCUUGUACCCUCACCUCGACCUGGAGCCUUUGACCAGUGUUGAGAGGAGCUUUGUGGUGAAACAUCACGUCUUCCUGGUGAGGAACUUGGAGAUGGUGAGAAACAGACAGAUCCGGCUGAGGAUAGAGAGGGAGAGGAAAGGAGACAUGGAGGAAGAGGGGAGGGACUCACAAGGUCUGUCCUGCGAUGGAGCCGAUGAUGAGGAAGACAGCCACAUCAAGUCAGAUCAGGAAGCAGGGAUUGAGGGGACGGUUAUCAGCAGUGACCCCCACCAUCAGAGUCGAGACACCUCCAGCUCGCUCACGGCCAGCCCCUGUCCCACCAAAACCCAGAACAGACAACAGGAGGAGGGAGAGGAAGAAAAACCAGAAGAAGAGGUCUGCACCAGAGAACAGAGAGGAAAACGGCUGAAUGAUUUACUUUUGACCCUGCAGCAUUCAUAAGCUAACUGAGAGUAUCUUGUUUUACGUAGGUUGGACCACUCUGAGAAAGGGACCAGGCCCACCACCGGACAGAUGGACAGGAACUGAUGUCACAGCACUGCUAUCAACAGAAGUAGUGCCAGAGAGAACAAGCGAGAAAAAGGAGAGGAGGGAUGGAGAAUUAUUGCGGCUGAAAAAUGCAAAAAAGACAUCUCACACACUGACAGAUGAGUGUGGUGAACCGAUCACUCUGAAGGGCAUCACACCAAGAAUGAAACCAUGGCAACACUUCUUUUGUCCAAGAGGCGAGGGAUGAGAGAAACGGAGAUACACUGUCCCGGAUGAAAGAAAGAAACAGACCAGCUGAUAUGAAUUUGCACUAGUGCUGGAUGAUCAAGCACACUAAAGACUGUAUGUAUGUAUGCUGAGUGGACACACUAUAAACACAUACACUUUUACUUCGGCACCUUAAGCAAACUAGGAAAGACAGACAUUGGUCACGGACUGAAAGUGGACAUAUAUGGUACGCGAGGAGCUCAGGAGAUGCCUGGGGGAACAAAAAUGUAGCCUGGGCCCAAAGUAGGUCAAAAUUGAACCCUCUUUUUACUCAUUAAGCUUUCAAAGUCACAUUGCCCCUUUGGGAAACGAGACAAGGAGAAGUGAAAGCUGUUGAGAGACAGUGGUAGGUUUUCCUUAACUUUUCCAAGACAGCGUCUGCUAUGUACCAGUGAAUAGGCAGGGGAGGGGCGGGCUUAGUGAUAGGAAUUUUGGCAUUGCUGCAAGAGAAUUUCUAAUGAGGUUUUAAGAAAGAAGUUAUUUUUUGAAAAAAAGGACAGCUUGAGCACUGUCUGCUAAAGAGAUGGGCAAAUGUAUAUUCAUGAUAGGAAUGUUUAUUGUUGACUAUUUUCAGUAUUGCUUCCUGGGGAAGGGAUGGAUAAAAAGUGUUUUGUUUACUUCAGGCUGCCUUUGAGAAUGUUUUUGCUCCCGAGCAUUGACAAUCAGAAUGUCCUUGGGUGAAAGGAGAGAAAACUAGAAUUGAUUUGCCCCAAAUGCUCUGUGGAAGUGCCAUGUUGUCUUGUGUACGUACCUAAGUGAACUCUCAUGCAGUCUUUAAAAGCAAUAUCUUCUCUGAUAAGGACUAUAUAAGGACUUGUGUUUUUUUUAGUUGUGAAUAUGUGAGGAUAGGAGGUCAUUUUCCUGUACAGUUGCAAAGUAGAUUGUUCACAUUUUAGGAACAUUGGGUUAAUCCACUUAGUGGAAGAAACCAUAAGCGUUUAGUUUCAUGUAUAUGUACAUAGAGAGAGACCUGCUUUCCUCCUAUCAGCAGUAGCGUGUACAAUGAGUAUUAUACAUGACAAUACUAUUGGGAUAAUACAUACAACUUAAUAAUCAUUUCAUGAUUUUACUAACAUGUUUUUAACGGAUUAUACAGCUGACCAAUAUACAUGUAUCAGUAAUUUGUCCCUAAAUAAUUGACUAUGAUUGUAUGAUUUAUUGUGUAGAAUUAAAUAACUUUUUUUUAACUGACUUUUUUUGGUCAGACAAUCAGUGACAGUGAAAUAGUUUUGCCAGUGUUACAUUUCUGCUCUCUUUCAGUAGUGUGGCUUCUAAUAACAAGCCGAGAAAGUGCAAUUUCUUUGACUGUUUACAUACUGUGUAUAUUUUUCCUCUUUCCUUUUUUAACUAAGAGCACUACAUUAUUGCCGGUGGAUGGUUAACUUUAUAGCAAAGGUACACAUAAAGAGUUAUUUAUCUAGUUUGCAUGACAUGUAACCUUUGCCUGUUGCCUCUGAUAAUGUGCAUCUCAAAAAACAAAACAUCAAAAAACAGUUAUAACUCAAUGCCAUAGAAUGUCAGCUCAGAUCUUUUGCCUCUAUAACCAUAAUAAUAAAGCAUUUUAUGUCUACUAGUU
Messenger RNA from Gymnodraco acuticeps, 8689 nucleotides. RefSeq names its product histone-lysine N-methyltransferase ASH1L-like. Gene Ontology annotation, molecular function: DNA binding. NCBI's taxonomy places the organism in Eukaryota, Metazoa, Chordata, Actinopteri, Perciformes, Bathydraconidae. Bases 757 to 6798 code for a protein of 2013 amino acids. The record is from RefSeq and is a predicted model, not a curated record. The transcript has 13 exons.